CACCUCCUUCCUGUGCCCUUGGAGAGAUGCAAUGGAGUCCAUGAGGAGCCUGACCCAGACAGCCUUGACCCUGGUGGAGCAGAUCCUGGCAGAGUUCCAACUGCAGGAGGAAGACCUGAAGAAGGUGAUGAGACGGAUGCAGAAGGAGAUGGACCGUGGCCUGAGGCUGGAGACCCACGAAGAGGCCAGCGUGAAGAUGCUGCCCACCUACGUGCGUUCCACCCCAGAAGGCUCAGAAGUUGGAGACUUCCUUUCCCUGGACCUGGGCGGCACCAACUUCAGGGUGAUGCUGGUGAAGGUGGGGGAGGGUGAGGCAGGGCAGUGGAGUGUGAAGACCAAACAUCAGAUGUACUCCAUCCCUGAGGACGCCAUGACGGGCACUGCAGAGAUGCUCUUUGACUAUAUCUCUGAGUGCAUCUCCGACUUCCUGGACAAGCAUCAAAUGAAGCACAAGAAACUACCCCUGGGCUUCACUUUCUCCUUCCCUGUGAGGCACGAAGACAUUGACAAGGGCAUCCUUCUCAACUGGACCAAGGGCUUCAAGGCCUCUGGAGCAGAAGGAAACAACAUUGUCGGGCUUCUGCGAGAUGCCAUCAAGAGGAGAGGGGACUUUGAGAUGGAUGUGGUGGCAAUGGUGAAUGACACUGUGGCCACAAUGAUCUCCUGCUAUUAUGAAGACCGCCAGUGUGAGGUCGGCAUGAUUGUAGGUACAGGCUGCAAUGCCUGCUACAUGGAGGAGAUGCAGAAUGUGGAGCUGGUAGAAGGGGAUGAGGGCCGCAUGUGUGUCAACACUGAGUGGGGUGCCUUCGGGGACUCAGGUGAACUGGAUGAGUUCCUGCUGGAAUAUGACCGCAUGGUGGAUGAGAGCUCUGCGAAUCCCGGUCAGCAGCUGUAUGAGAAGCUCAUUGGCGGGAAAUACAUGGGAGAGUUGGUGCGCCUUGUGCUUCUCAAACUGGUGGAUGAGAACCUGCUGUUCCACGGGGAAGCCUCAGAGCAGCUACGCACUCGCGGCGCUUUCGAGACCCGAUUCGUAUCGCAGGUGGAGAGCGACUCAGGUGACCGCAAGCAGAUCCAUAACAUCCUGAGCACACUGGGGCUGAGGCCCUCUGCCACUGACUGCGACAUUGUGCGCCGCGCCUGCGAGAGCGUGUCCACGCGAGCAGCGCACAUGUGCUCAGCAGGGCUGGCGGGUGUCAUCAACCGCAUGCGCGAGAGCCGCAGCGAGGACGUGAUGCGAAUCACCGUGGGUGUGGAUGGCUCUGUGUACAAGUUGCACCCCAGCUUCAAAGAGCGGUUCCACRCCAGUGUACGCAGGCUGACGCCCAGCUGUGAGAUCACUUUCAUCGAGAGUGAAGAGGGUAGCGGCAGGGGUGCGGCCUUGGUUUCCGCAGUGGCCUGUAAGAAGGCCUGCAUGCUGGGCCAAUGA
Messenger RNA from Urocitellus parryii (Arctic ground squirrel), 1426 nucleotides. It is a transcript of the gene Gck, whose product is annotated as glucokinase. The record is from RefSeq and is a predicted model, not a curated record. Gene Ontology annotation, molecular function: D-glucose binding; ATP binding; fructokinase activity. Gene Ontology annotation, cellular component: cytosol; mitochondrion. Gene Ontology annotation, biological process: glycolytic process; regulation of insulin secretion; intracellular glucose homeostasis. NCBI's taxonomy places the organism in Eukaryota, Metazoa, Chordata, Mammalia, Rodentia, Sciuridae.